AUGAACAUCAAUAAUGUUCAACAACAGCAACAACAACAACAGCAGCAGCAGCAGCAAGGUGGCAAUGGGAAUGGUGCAAACUUCGGCAGGGCAACAUCUUGGCAAGGGAUGUAUACCGGCGAGGAGAGACAACGGGUUGUGCUGAUUAUUAUGAAUACUUUAUCGGACUUGCACGGUUCAAACCCUAGUUUUGAUUUUCAACGAUUGACCAAGAUGGCUCAGGACUUUGAAAAAAUUGUUUAUGAGAAAUCUCCAUCUCGAGAAGAGUAUUUGAAAGCUAUUAAGCUGAAGGUGAAUCAGCUCCGACUCCAAAAGCAACAAUUGGGAGGCGGUGUUGCCAGCGGUACCGGUGGGGGUAAUACUGGCGUUGGAAAUAUUGUUGGUGGAACUGCAGCGCAAAGUCUUCCCCAGCAACAACAACAACAGCAGCAGCAGCAGCAGGUUGUGCGUAAUAAUUUCAACAAUAACGGUAACGGUAAUGCCAACAUCAGUCAAAAUGCACAGUUUUUAAAUCUGCAGGCCCAAGUAAGUGCUCAAUCCCAAGCACAAAUUCAAGCACGUCAGCAACAACUUCGCCAAAUGGUCAACAAAAACCAACAGAACCAACAGAAUCCCCAGGGCCAACAGAAUGUGCUGAUGCAGCAAAACCAGAGACCGCCUCAACAACAUAUGCCUCAAACGCAACCACUCUCUCAGCAACAACCACAACCACAACAGCAACCACAACCACAACAACAGGUGCGUGCUGGAAGUGGCAAUGGCAAUACUGCCGGGACCCAACAAGUGCCACCACAGUUGCUUCAGCUUAUACGGAACUCACCUAUUCCUCCUCCAUUACUUAGCAAGAUCCCGAACUUACCCAAAGGCAUAACUACAUGGAAUCAAAUAUUUGACUGUAUCAGACGUAAAGUCAUUUCGCAGGAUGUAUUGCCCUUGAUUCGGGAUAUCCAUUCAACGCACAUGCAACUCGUGAUGCGCCAGCAACAACAAAAACAAAGUAUGACCAAUAAUCCGAAUGCCGUGACUGGAAGUGGAGGUGUUCCCGCAGCAGGAACCACGCAAAUUGGACCAAAUGCUGGUUCCGUAGAUGCAAAUUCAUUGCAACUUUCUGGCAAGCAAACCAAUAACGUAAACAAUGUGAACUUGGGUAAUUUGACGCCUCAACAACGCGAGCAAUUUCUCCAAGGACAGAGGGUCUCUCAAAACCAACAAACUUCGUCCACUAAUAUUCCACCAAGUAUGAUGAUAAAUGCGGGAUUGCAGCCACAACAGCAGCCACAAUCAGUUCAGCCCACUCCAACAAUGUCUUCUCAGAACUUUCAACAGCAAAAGCAACAGCAGUUCCAGCAACCUGUUCCUCAAGUACAGCAAACUCAACAGCUAUCACAACCGCAGCAGCAACAGCAGCAGCAGAUGCGCCAACAGCAAAUCUCUCAACAAGCACCACCACCACCACCAUCACAACAACAACAACAACAGCCGCAGCAACAGCAACAGCAGCAGCGACCACAAAGCGUACCACAGCCUCCACCGCAAGGUCAGGUUGGUCAAAAGCCUCCACAGUUUCAGAUUACUCCACAGGAUUUUGCAAAGUACUCGAAUGAUGCUUUAGCUGUUUUGAGUAGACUACAACAACAGAAGCAAAUAGAAGGACAAAUUGAUAGCAAUAUGAGAGAUACGUUUAUUCGGAAGUACAUUCUUCAUCAAAAGACCCAACUAUGGAAACAACACCAGGCUGCUCAGGGGAACACAGGUAUGCUUGGUACCAAUACGCAAUCUCAAGCACCAUUACAGCAACCUCAACAACCUCAACAACCUCAACCUCAACCACAGCCUCAACCACAGCUUCCGCCCCAACAGCAAGGACCACAACAGCAGCAAAAUAUAUCUGGUUUUCAAGCUACCGCCCGUCCUUCUGCUCAAUUUAAUCAAGGAAAUCCGGCAUCAAUGCAAAGCAAUGUGCCACAAUCUCUGCCUAUGAUGAAUAACAAUAACAACAACAUUGUUAAUUCCAACAAUAUGAAUCCCCAGUUGAAUAAUAACGCUGUCAUCAACCCUCAUUCCUCACCUGUGAUGCCUCAACACGCUAUGAAUCAAAACGUUGUUUCUGGUCCAGUUCCUAUUAACCAACAGGGAAAAUCAUUGAACGGAAGGGUCGGUCCAGGAGGCAAUAUUGGCGUUGCCGCACUAUUCCCUCCUUUAACGGAUGAGGCCAAGCUUCGAUUGAGACAGCUUAUAGAAGAAGUUUCUCGGAAUAAUGUACUUUUGAAGGAUGUUACUGGGCUUCUCUCCCAAAAAGACAAGACGAAUGUUCGCAAUGCGAUGAAUAGCAUACAAGAGCAGUUUGGUAAUGUUGAUUCCAUCAUAAGUUAUUUUUUCUUGCUUACAAAAAAUGCAGAGGGUACUAAGAGAUUGAUUCAAAUGAAGUAUAUGACCAAAAACAUACUUGAGAAUUUACACCGCGGCGUCUAUUUAGCUGCUCCAGAUUUAUUAGAAAAGCUUCGAAAUCAAUAUGCAAAAUAUUUUGAUUAUGUCAAGGAGCAGAUCAAUUUAAGACGUCAACAAGUUAGUGCCAAUGCAAAUGUUGGUGCAAGUGCUGUAGCUGAUAUGUCUCACCAAUUAACACCUUCUUUACAGCCUCCACCCGUUAGACAAGUUCCUCAACAACUACAACAACAACCACCGCCAUCAUCACAGCAACAACAACAACAACAACAACAACAACAUCAGCAGCAACAGCAACAGCAGCAGCAAGGUAAUAUUCUUACUACCGCUGCUAGACCAAGUCAGCCUUUCCCAAAUCAGAAUCCGCAAUCAUCACCGCAAAUGUUUACACCUUCGUUACCACCGGCAGGAUUACCACCGCAAAAUUGGGCUAAUGUACCAGGUGCUAAUCCACUCAUGGUGAACAUGCAACAACAUCCACCACCACAGUCCCAGCAGCAACCAAAUAUAGUGCCAAAUACCUCGAAUGUCCCUAUUUCCACGAUCCCACAAAAGGUGCCUGCGCCGCAAAGCAAGGCCAAGAAACCACCUCCAAAGAAGAAACGGACGAGUAGCGCUACAGCUGCUACACCUAAUGCGUUGGCCUCUUCGAUUAAAACUCCGCAUAACGUGAAUACACCCCAAAUUCAGACAUCAGGCCAAUCACCGCAGACAAAGACUACUCCUUUGGGAGGAUCUAAUGCUGCUUCAGGUACAGUACCAACACCAAAGGCUACAUCGAAUGGUUCUGGUACUACUGUUGGGCUUGGUGGUGGUGCGACGGAAGCUACUACUUAUGCAACAGCUCCUGAAAUGGACAUUUUUUCAUCGUCGAGUGAUCUGAUUCAAAGAAAGGAACUUUCUGUAACUGAUCCUGUACAGUUUUUUGCAGAGACAAUGAAGAAGUUGUUGAAUAUUGAGCAAAAUAGUGAUGCAAGUGACCCAGAUGAAACAGAGAAGUUCAAGGAAGAGAAUGAUUCAGCAGCAGUUCUUCUCGCCAUUACUUCAAGUUUCAAACAAGUGCGCGGUAUUGAUGAUAUGUGUGUGGACAGUAUCUUCUAG
This is a messenger RNA of Lodderomyces elongisporus, 3546 nucleotides long. RefSeq names its product Med15p (gene MED15). The record is from RefSeq and is a predicted model, not a curated record. Gene Ontology annotation, biological process: regulation of transcription by RNA polymerase II. Gene Ontology annotation, cellular component: mediator complex. Bases 1 to 3546 code for a protein of 1181 amino acids. The transcript has a single exon. Gene Ontology annotation, molecular function: transcription coregulator activity. Lineage: Eukaryota; Fungi; Ascomycota; Pichiomycetes; Serinales; Debaryomycetaceae.